This is a messenger RNA of Cyanistes caeruleus (blue tit), 3865 nucleotides long. Lineage: Eukaryota; Metazoa; Chordata; Aves; Passeriformes; Paridae. The record is from RefSeq and is a predicted model, not a curated record.
GAUUUCUCCAGGGAAAAUGGGAUUUCUUUCAGUAAAAUGGGAUUUCUCCUGGGAAAGUGGGAUCUCUCCCUGGAUCUGCCUCUCCCUGGCUGGCUCUGAUUCGAAGUCAGGGCUGUUAAUCCUCAGCUGUGCCCUAAAUUCCGAUGGAAGGGAGGGAACAGCCGCACAAAAUCCCCGGAAGAACAUCCCUGCCUCUUCCCAGGCAUCUGGAAGACUUUUCCCAUUACUUUUCCCGGUUUUUUUCCUGUUCUCAGUGGCUCUGUUUGGGGAAAUUCCGGAUUCCUGGGGAGGAAAUGUUAUCCCAGGAUAUCCAAGAGGUUUUGGGGGGGGGUUUCAGGUCGGGUUUUCCAGGAGUUUUGGCUGCUGGAGGAAUUUUCUGGAGGUCAGGGCUGUCCCUGUCACCCUCAGCCACCUUAAAUUCUUGGGAUCUUAUCCAGGGGAAAUUCCCAAAGGAAAUUUGUCUUCAAAUCCAGAACAAAACACGGAGCAAAUUGUGAGGAUUUGGGUUUUUUUUCCCCGGCUUAAACCCUUUAAAAAGAAACCGUUCAAAACCAGGAAUUCUUUCCAUGAAUUCCUUUUCAUUCCCAAAGCUGGAAAAACAGCAGGGAGAUGGCGUGGGCUGGGAACUGGGAGAUUUGGGUUGGAAAUGGGAAGAUUUGGGGCUGGGAAUGGGAAAAUUUCAGGCUGGGAAUGGGAAGAUUUUGAGUUGGAAAUGGGAAGAUUUUGAGUUGGAAAUGGGAAGGUUUUGGGGUGAAACUGGGAAGAUUUUGGCUUGAAAAUGAGAAGAUUUGGGGCUGGAAACAAGAUUUCAGGCUGGGAAUGGGAAUAUUUGGGGCUGGAACUGGGAAGAUUUUGAGUUGGAACUGGGAAUAUUUGAGGCUGGGAACGGGAAGAUUUGGGGCUGGGAAUGGGAGGAUUUCAGGCUUGGAAUGGGAGGAUUUGGGGCUGGGAAUGGGAAGAUUUUGAGUUGGAACUGGGAAGAUUUGGGGCUGGGAAUGGGAAGAUUUGGGGCUGGGAAUGGGAAGAUUUGGGGCUGGGAAUGGGAAGAGUUCGGCUCUCUGGACAAACCCACUUUGAAGUUGAGCUCUGUCACUUUUUGGGACUCAGCUCCUCCAAGCCACGGCUGCGCUGGAAUUCAGCCAAACACCAGAAAUCCGGGAAUCUCCUCGGGAUUUCCCUUUGGAAAAAGCAAACCCCAAACCUCAGGGCAAAGCCAACACACAGCGGGGUGACCCCAUAACCCCUGAGUGAGACAGGAUAAUUUUAGAGGCGGGGGAGGAACACCAGGAAGAAUCCCUCGGGAUCAGAACCUCGGGAUUGGGAACGCUGGGCUGAUCCCUCUCUCUGCUCUGUCCCCACAGCUGGAGGGACAGCAUGGCAGCCACGGCCGCCGUCAGCCCCAGUGAAUACCUGCAGCCCGCCGCCUCCGCCGCCCAGGACUCCCAGCCCUCUCCCCUGGCCCUGCUGGCAGCCACAUGUAGCAAGAUCGGUCCCCCCGCCGUGGAAGCCGCCGUGACGCCGCCGGCCCCUCCGCAGCCCACCCCUCGCAAACUGGUGCCCAUCAAACCCGCCCCGCUGCCCCUGGGCUCGGCCAAGAGCAGCAUCGGCAUCCUGUCCUCCAAAGGGAACCUCUUCCAGAUCCAGGGUUCCCAGGUGGGCACCUCCUACCCCGGCGGGCAGCUGGUUUUCGCCAUCCAGAACCCGGCCGUGCUCAACAAAGGCUCGCGCUCUUCCUCCUCCUCCUCCUCCUCGUCCUCCUCGUCGUCCUCCUCCAACAUCCAGUACCAGGCCGUGCCCCAGCUGCAGCCCGGCGGGGCUCAGACCAUCCAGGUGCAGCCCAACCAGAUCCAGAUCAUCCCAGGCACCAACCAAGCCAUCCUCACGCCUUCCUCUUCCUCGCACAAACCCGUGCCCAUCAAACCGGCGCCGGCGCAGAAAGCGGCGUCGGCAGCGGGCGGCGUGGUCAAACUGCCCGGGGGUGGCAACGUCACCUUGACCCUGCCCGUCAACAACCUGGUGAGCUCCGAGGCGGGCGGCCAGGCCCAGCUGCUCACGGACAGCCCUUCCAAACCCGGCAAAAAACCUCGGAAAAAGGCCCUGUCCCCCGCCCAGCCGGCCGCCGUGGCCGUGGCCGAGCAGGUGGAGACGGUGCUGAUCGAGACCACGGCGGAGAACAUCAUCCAAGCCGGUAACAACCUGCUGAUCGUGCAGAGCCCCGGCUCGGGGCAGCCGGCGGUGGUGCAGCAGGUGCAGGUGGUGCAGCCCAAGCAGGAGUCGCAGGUGGUGCAGAUCCCGCAGCAGGCGCUGCGCGUGGUGCAGGCCGCCUCGGCCACGCUGCCCACCGUGCCCCAGAAAUCCUCCCAGAACUUCCAGAUCCAGGCGGCCGAGCCCACCCCCACACAGAUCUACUUCAAAACCCCCUCUGGCGAGCUGCAGACCAUGCUGCUCCAGGAGACCUCCUCCGUGCCCGUGCCUCCACCUCUGGGCACGUCCUGCGGCAGCCCCGCGUCGCGCAGCCCCGGCCCCGGCGCCGGCCGCAAACCGGCCCCACGCAAGGAGCGGCCGCUGGGACCGGUAGGACCUGCUGCCCACGGGUGUGACGAGCUGAGCCUCAGCCAGGACAUUCCCACCUCCUCCCAAUCCCUCGGCUUGGCGCUUCCCCGCCGGCGGAUCCCUCGCUCUGCCUGCGCUCCCUCCCUGCUGCCUCUGCUCCUCCGCUGCCAAAUCCCAUUUGUUCUCCUCCUCCUCCUCCUCCUCCUCCUCCUGCUGCUGCCCUGGGAGCAGCCAUCCCGAUCCCGAUCCCAAUCCCGCUCCCGAUCCCGCUUGCUGACGCUGACCCCAUCUUCUUCUUUCCAGCCCCCGUCACGGCUGCCAGGGACGCCCGAGCCUGGAGCGGCCCUUAGGCUGCGGGGCCAGCAGCAGCUGACGGUGCAGAACGUGUCCGGCAACAACGUGACCAUCAGCGGGCUGAGCCCCACCCAGAUCCAGCUGCAGAUGGAGCAGGCGCUGUCCGGGGAGGUCCAGCCGGGAGAGAAGAGGAGGAGGAUGGCCUGCACCUGCCCCAACUGCAAGGACGGCGACAAGCGGCCGGGCGAUCCCGGGAAGAAGAAGCACAUCUGCCACAUCCCCGAGUGCGGCCGGACGUUCCGGAAGACGUCGCUGCUGCGGGCACACGUGCGGCUGCACACGGGCGAGAGGCCCUUCGUGUGCAACUGGGUGUUCUGCGGCAAGCGCUUCACGCGCUCCGACGAGCUGCAGCGGCACGCGCGCACACACACAGGUGACAAACGCUUCGAGUGCGCGCAGUGCCAGAAACGCUUCAUGCGCUCCGACCACCUGACCAAGCACUACAAAACCCACCUGGUCACCAAGAACUUGUAGGAUCGGGACAGAGAGAGAGAGAGAAAUUCCCUCCCAUCCCAAAUCCUGGAUCCCAGGAGGGACCUCGGGGACCUCCCCACCCUCCUGACCGUGCACAGCACCCCCAAAAAAAAUGGGGUGGGGGGUCCCUGUGACCCCCACAGGCUCAGGGGGGGUGACCCAGAGCCCCCCCAGAGCCCCCCAGGAUGUGGGGCAGGAGAAGGGGACGCCCAAGAGAGGCUCCACAGCACAUUCCUACUUUAUAUUUAAAGUCUAUAAAUAGCUAUAAAUAUCUAUAUAACCCCUUUGGAAAAAAAAAUCCCUUUUUUUCUAUGGAGAUCGUUGCCUUACACUCCCCCUCUCCCAGAUCCCGACCCCGUGGAUCAUGAGUGCUUUUUUUAAAAUCUAUUUAAUCCCCUGGAUUUAUCUCCCAAAACCCAAUUUUUUAUUUUUUUUCCCCCCCCCACCCUCGCUCUCAAUUUUUAUUUCUGAGCAACUUUGGCGU